Molecule: messenger RNA, 2394 nt
Organism: Pseudoliparis swirei
Lineage: Eukaryota; Metazoa; Chordata; Actinopteri; Perciformes; Liparidae
Product: soluble guanylate cyclase 88E-like
Exons: 16
Coding region: 1-2394 (797 amino acids)
Biological process (GO): response to oxygen levels; nitric oxide-cGMP-mediated signaling; cGMP biosynthetic process
Cellular component (GO): guanylate cyclase complex, soluble
Molecular function (GO): heme binding; guanylate cyclase activity; oxygen sensor activity
Source: RefSeq, a predicted model, not a curated record
AUGGAGGUCUCUACCCCCCUCAAGAUGUACGGCCUGUACCUGGAAGCGGUGAACGAUUACAUCAACGAAUCCUACGGCGAGGACGUGUGGAGGCUGAUCGAGAACCGGGCCGAGAUCCCCCACCUCAAGUUCGUCCGGCAUCAGAUGUACAACGACAACCUGAUCCUGCGGCUGGCGAAGGCGGCGGGGGAGGUGCUGGGAAAGACCCACGACGAGCUGAUGUACGCCUUCGGGGUCUACAUGGUGAAGAAGAUCGCAAACUACGGAUACGAGCAGAUCCUGAAGGUUUUGGGGCGAAACUUGCGCGACUUCAUCAACGAGCUGGACAAUCUGCACGAGUACUUCCGCUUCUCCUUCCCCAAAGUGCAGCCGCCGAGCUUCUGCGUGGAGGAGGAGUGCGAGACGAGCCUCACGCUGCACUACCGCAGCACCCGCAAGGGCUUCGCCCAGUUCGUCAAAGGCCAGCUCUCUCAGGUGGGACGGCAGUUCUACAACACGGAGAUCGACAUGGAGAUUCUGUCCAAAGAGGAGACGGAGAAAAUGACGUAUGUGGUUUACAAGAUGAACUUCGACAACGCCGCCUUCAAGCACCGCAUGCCCUUGCAGAAGACGGCGCCGGCCUACGAGAAGCUGCCGAUGAAGCGCGGCAUCUUCUUCGACAUGUUCCCGUUCAGCGUCAUCUUCCACCGCGACAUGAUCAUGUACCGCAUCGGGGACGGCCUCAAGGAGGUGUUCUCCGACCUCCAGGGCAAGAAGGUGAACGAGGAGUUCACCCUCAUCAGGCCCAUGCUGGAGUUCAACUGGGAAAAUAUCUACACCCACAUGAACAACGUGUUCGAGCUGCUGUCCAAGGCCGUGGUGGAGAGCAAGCAGAAGGUCAACAUCACGGCGGCGUCGCAGGAGGAGAACGAGAAGGCCAAGGGGGAAGAAGAAAGAGAGGAGAAGGAGAUGAAGGCGACGGACCAGGAGUACACCAGCAGCGCUCUCACCCAGUACAACAGCUCGGCCAACACCGGAGGAGAGGACAUCGAGCUGCUGGCCUUCCAGACCAUCACGGGAAAGUGCAGCAAGACCAUCUUUGAGGACAUACGAGAGCCCCCGAAGAAGCCCCUGCACCUGAAGGGCCAGAUGAAGUACGUCCCCCAGUGGGACUCCCUCAUCUUCCUCGGGACGCCCAUCAUAGAGACCGUGGAUGACAUGAUCAAGAUGGGCGUGUACGUCAACGACCUGAACCUGCACGACUCCAGCAGAGAGCUGAUUCUGGCCGGGACUCAGCAGUCGGCUGAGCUGCAGCUGGCCCUCGACCAGGAGCAACAGAAAUAUACUCAGCUGAUAGAAAUCAUCAAGAAGCUGGACGAGGAGAAGAAGAGGGGAGACGCUUUGCUCUACGCCAUGAUCCCGAAGGCCGUGGCCGACCGCCUCCGGAAGGGCGUCACCGCCCUGGAGACGUGCCAGGUCUUCCCGGAUGUGACCAUCCUGUUCAGCGACGUGGUCAAGUUCAACGAGAUCUGCAUGCACAUCACACCCAUGCAGGUGGUGGACAUGCUCAACGAGAUCUACAUCGUCUUCGACACGCUCAGCGAGAAGCACAACGUCUACAAGGUGGAGACGAUCCGCGACGCCUACAUGGUGGUGGCCGGCGUGCCCAACAAGACCACCUUCCACGCGCACCACAUCUGCGACAUGGCCCUGGACAUGCUGAGCUCCAUCGACCACCUCAAAGACCCCUCCACCGGGGACAACAUCCAGAUCAGAGUCGGUAUCCACUCAGGUAUGGUGGUAGCCGGCGUGGUGGGUCUGAAGAUGCCUCGCUACUGUAUGUUUGGCGACACCGGCAUGCAGAUACACAUCAGUCAGACCACCAAGGACCACCUGGAGCACGAGCCCUACAACAUCGACGAGAGGGGCAAGAUCUUCGUGAAGGGUAAAGGCUACAUGAAGACCUACUGGCUGAAGGGGAAGCGGGACCUGUCCUUCAAGACCCCGGCGGAGAUUCGCUACAGCAGCGAACAGAAAGUAUCAGACGACAAGAGCUCCAACAGCUCCAUCAGCACCAACGCCAAGUGCAUGGGCUCCAACCUCAACAUCGGCAGCAGCGAGCCGAGGGCAAGCCGAGCCCCAGCGAUGGACGCCCCGCCGCCGCCGCCAGAGAUCUCCGUCGAGCCGCCCGCCGUUUCCGACAAGCCCCCGGAGAAGGAGGCGGCCAGAAAGCGUAAGAACAACAAGGGGGCCAAGCUGGAGGUGGCCGAGGGGGACGCGGAGCCGGAGUCCUCGUCGCCCGCCGACCCGGCGGUCGCCCAGUGGCUCGCCAACAAGAGGACCAGCUUCCGGCAGCAGUACGCCAAGCUGCCCGCCCACCUGCCCAUGCGCAGCGUCUCCUGCUGCAUUCUGUGA